UUUUUGUAACUUGAUAACUAAGUUAUGAAUAAAUUUUUCUUAAAAAAGAAAUUGUCUUGGAAAACGAUUACGAAUAUGUCGAUUAAAGAACAAGUAGUUGUUAUGAUGAAUUACUUAAAGAUCACUUUUCUUUGUACUAUCUAUUUUCUCAGAUUUUUUGUUGUUUUUUUUUCUUUCAUACUACAUGAGAUAAAAGAUGCAACUUUUUAACAUUCUCAAUUAUGUGUAUUUUAAUAAAAUAAAAAUAAAUUAAUAUUUUAAUGGUGAGCUUUAAAAAUUGGGUUGUGAAAUAACAUAUUUAGUAAUUAUUUAGAUUAAAACAGUUACGUGAUAUUCACGUGGAAUCCACGUGAUUUACAUGGAUUACGUGGAUGCAGGUUUUUCCACAAGUUAUCCAUGUGGAUGCAAUGUUUAUUUUUCAUCACUGCAUCAAAUUCUUUCAUCCUCGAAAUAUCUAUUAGAUUUUCUGUGGAUAUAUCUGUUAAGAAAUAUUUAUAGGGAAUUUACACGGAUAUUUCGAGAAAUGCCACGCGCUUGUCCGCCAGUUAGUGCACAGCACCGUCGACAGACGGUGUAAUUCUCUCGAGAGUAAGGUACACCCAACGCGCUAUAUAAAGACCACCCGUAGCACGAUUAAGACAAACAAUAAUUAGCUUCCUGCCCGAUGUGAAAGAGGACUGCCAUAUAAUACUUUUAUGAUUUAUUCAUUUUAGUUGAGUGAACGAUUCGCUACAAGAAAAGUGACCUUUAUUCCAGUCAAAUGAAGAGAUCACUUAUUGAGCGAAAAAUUCAUUCUUAUAAAAAGUGAGAUGUCACUCCAUUUCAAGUGGCUGUAUUUUAAGUGGCUGUAUCGCUUAAACUAAAAUUCCAUUUAUUUGGAGUGACGUUUCACUCCAAGAAAUUUAGAGAGUACGUGUAUAUUACGAGAAUGUUUCUAAAUUUCGUAAAAUUUUUACGUGGUUUCUACGUCGAAUCUAUAAUUGCAUCCACAUAGAUUCUAGUACCGUUUUUGAGCGGAUACCUACUCACUCAAACAUUCACGUGGAUUUCACGAUGCCAAUCCACAUAGCAUUAACGUGGAUAACACCUACUGUUUUAUUGGGAAUCGCGCUACCUUGACUUUGACGUAUAUUAUAUAAUAAACUUUUUAUAAUUUUAUAACCUUGACAUAUAUGAUCAAGACCGUGAUUAUGAGUAAUGUACGAAAGGUUUUAGUUAUCAUUGCUCGUUAAAAAAUUAUUAACAAUUAAAUGUUUAAGAAGUAUAGCAGUGUGGUUUAUAUUUGUACUGUUUCACAUGAUUUUUCGACACGAAAUGAGAAUAUAUCUUAGGAGACAUCGCGUCCUAAUAAUCUUGACUUUGAUAUAUGUACAACAUAUUAAAGUCAAAGUCAUUAAAUACUCUAUUAGCGCAAUGUCUAUGUCUAAUAGUUCAAUUUUUUAAAUUGCUUUAAAUAUCCUUAUUUAAGAAUUUAAAAAAUUAUAUUAAUCUGAAUAAAAUCUGAAAAAUUAUCUAAAGUGUUAAAAAAUUUUUUUACGAAAAUUCUGAACAACUUUGAAAAAUUUCGAGAAAAAUUUUUUCUAGAACUGUCUCUUUGUGUGGAUAUGCAUGUAGAAUAUAAAAAAUACAUCUCUUUUGGAGAUAGCACGGGCUCGUUUUUCUAGAGAAUGCUACAUUAGAAAUCACACCUUUGCGAAACGACCUCACACUUUCACCCUUGCUCCUCGACGACCGUUACGUUAAAAAAGACGCCGAUUUUCCAUUGGGUGAACUUCACGUGGUCAAACGAUCAUCGCUGAGAUUAUUGCCUAUUGAUUCAAAUUUUGGUGCGACGCAACGUCGAAUGCGAAAUGCAAAAGAAAAAUUAACAUUAGAGUUGGCAAUUUUUUUUGACGAAGCCGCAUAUCAUCUAUUUUCGCCUUUCUUGAAUGGAGAUGAUGAGAAGAUUCGCGACAUGUUACUAGCGUACGUGAAUGGUAUCCAAGCGUUGUAUCAUCAUCCGAGUCUCGGUGUUCCAAUUGAUAUCUUAUUAACACGAUUAGACAUUAUUCAGAAGCAACCGUUUGAUUUACCGCACUUUGGCGGCGAGAGAGGUAGCUUGUUGGACUCAUUUUGCAAUUACGCGAACACUCGUAAUCCUUUGGAGGACGCUAAUCCACGUCACUGGGACAUGGGUCUUUACGUGACCGGACUGGAUCUUUAUGCAAUCGAGAACGGAAGAAAAAAUAGCGCCACUAUGGGGCUGGCUACCGUCAGUGGUCUAUGCAUCCCGCGAUAUUCCUGCGUAAUAGCAGAAUUGGGAGUUACGGAUCAACUUGGAAAGCCAUAUCCGUCCGCGGGUUUUACAUCAGUUUAUAUCGCUGCUCACGAAAUCGGUCACAAGUAAGUUAUAUAACAUGAUAGAUAAGAUAAAUAGUCCAAUUAUUGACACGCCGGAUGUUUUCUAUCGAAAAAAUCGGAAAUUUUUCAAAUUUAGAUUUUAUUUUUGGAACCCACACAGCACACUUUAUCCUGAGGAUAUCCCCAGGUUAUCGAGAUAUCCAAUUGGACAUAUUGUAAUUCCAUGGAUGUCCUACGGUUAUUGCAAUAUCUUUCGGAUAUCUGGUGGAUAUUGCGAUAUCAUGUGCUGCGUGGGCAUGUAUUUUCAUAGAAUUUUGAUACUCAAGAAAAUUUUAGAAAAACUACUUUUUAAAAUUUAAAUUUUGUCUCUUUUGUUCUGAUAAAAUUAUUUUUUUGGUUAUUUUUUU
Molecule: messenger RNA, 2747 nt
Organism: Monomorium pharaonis (pharaoh ant)
Lineage: Eukaryota; Metazoa; Arthropoda; Insecta; Hymenoptera; Formicidae
Product: A disintegrin and metalloproteinase with thrombospondin motifs adt-2-like
Exons: 1
Coding region: 1844-2386 (180 amino acids)
Biological process (GO): proteolysis
Molecular function (GO): metalloendopeptidase activity
Source: RefSeq, a predicted model, not a curated record